Molecule: messenger RNA, 3997 nt
Organism: Dichomitus squalens LYAD-421 SS1
Lineage: Eukaryota; Fungi; Basidiomycota; Agaricomycetes; Polyporales; Polyporaceae
Exons: 7
Coding region: 104-3787 (1227 amino acids)
Biological process (GO): negative regulation of transcription by RNA polymerase II; positive regulation of transcription by RNA polymerase II
Molecular function (GO): DNA-binding transcription factor activity, RNA polymerase II-specific; RNA polymerase II cis-regulatory region sequence-specific DNA binding; zinc ion binding
Source: RefSeq, a predicted model, not a curated record
GGAGCGGGAGCGGGGAGCGGUCGGCCGGACGGCGUCUUGGGCCCAGCUGGAAUAAUUAUUUACCGCUUACUGCAAUGCCCUAAAACGGUCGAUCGGCAUAAUCAUGAGCGGCCGCGCGCGGUUUGUUGGGCCCUCGGCCACGGUCCGUCCUCCCUUGCCAUCGCUCCUCGUCGCCGCCCCUACUCUCUGCCUCUUUUCCGUCUCGUCCUCGUCGACGCUCGCCCCUUCUCAUCCCGCGACGCCAUCAACAUCUCCCCCAACGGCAGUCGGCACAACCUACAGCGCGACCGCCCAGCACCCGCCCCCUGCUGGGUUCUUCCCGCUCACUCCGCAGUCACGGAGUCUUAUGGAACUUGUCACUGGUCCUGCCAGAGGCGACUCCAAUACACGCAAACAGGCUUGGCCCUCUCUGGGACGCCCCACCAUAAACACCUCGGCCUUACCAGCGUCGGGCUCAUCAACCACUCCGGUCAAUCUCAGCCCCCCUCCUUCCUCCGUCUCUCAGUCCACUCAUUCCUCCCCUUGGGCCCCUGAAACUCCUCUGGCGGCCUCGGCCCAAUCUCAGACAACUGCAUACAUGUUGCAGCACCCUGUCUCGCCCAUGUCCCAUCACGCCGACAUGCCUACACAAUAUAGCUCUCAGCCACCGGCGGGAAACACAGAGUGGGGAAACGUGUUUUCCAACCCUCUCGAUCCCUCCACAUUCCAUAAGCUUGCUGCACAGGGCCUGUUCGCACCUCCCUCUGCGAGCGUGCCCUCGAGUCUUCCUCCGCGAUCUAAUCAUACCCCACAUGAUUUUGGCGUCAAUACCCGUGCGCAACAACUUAAUGCGCACGACAUCAGCCGCUCAGGCAUCCCAAUGACAUGGUCAAACGUCUCUUCUCCAUAUGCGUCCCCUCCCGCGACCUCCCACAGAGCCUCCCCGGUUCAUCUUCGUUCUGGGUCCGGCGCAUCAGCCUCGUACGCUCGUCGUAAAUCUCCCGGUGCUGGCGUUUCUCAGUCCUACGGCCCCGUUAACCUGCGACACCCUUCUUCUUCUAUGCCUUUGCCCAUGUCUCCCUACGAUGCCCCAGUAGAUUUCAGCCAUGACCGGCGGAAUUCCCUCAGUCAACAACUGGGAGCAGCGCACGUCGCUGGCUCCAGCGGACGCGGUUCCCUCUUAGCACCUGGGCUCGAAACUCACCUCGACGACCUUUCGACGACCUUCCCCUCCCACAGAUCGUCCUUCGAAUUCCACUCGCAGCCAGCGCAUCACACCCAGCGCUUCGCGCCUGGAAUCCCUCCCUCCCUGUGGAUGUCAUCCACUAACGUACCGUCUUCUUCGUCGAGCUAUUCCGAAGCUUCGUUGUUCUCUUUCAAUCAGAUGUCUCAUCCACGACAGUCCUCCAUUUCCGAGUCCCUCGUGACUUCGUCGAGUCCUACUGCGUUGUCGCUUCUCGACUCCGGGAAGUCGACCGCGCCUACUUCUGCCUCCAGCCCGAACGAGCGUGUGUUUUCAGAGCUGUUCUCCGACCCGCUGUUUGCUCUCAGACAAUCUGUGCACGAGAAGUCCGGCUCACGGCCCUUCGCGUCACCCAAGGUCUCGGGGUCCCCGGAGUUGAAGUCUUUCGAUCUCGCAGGCGCGGAUGCCGAUCCGGAGCAGCUUGCGAGGGAAGACCCGCUUGCGACGCAGGUGUGGAAAAUGUACGCUCGCCAGAAAGCGACGCUGCCGCACGCGCAGCGGAUGGAGAACUUGACGUGGAGGAUGAUGGCGCUCGCGCUGAAGAAGAAGAAAGAGGACGAGGGGAGGGAGAAAGAGCGAGCGAAGGAGAAGGACCGGGAGGCAAAGGCGCAGAAGGGCGGUGGCCCGGGGUCCGCGCAGCCCAGCGGUGAGAAGGCGGCUGAGGGAACCGGCCCAUCUACCGGUGGGGCAGAGACGGCACAGGAGACGGAGAGAGGGCGAACCAUUGAUAAAGGGAAGGCGAGGGUGCAGGUUGUUGGUUUUGACGGCGCAAACCAGGACGGCGCAGAAGAGAAUGACGAAGUGCCGAUGGACUGGCGUGCUAUCAGCAGAUCCCGUUCGCGAGCGCCUAUGGACUGGAGGCCUGCGAGUCGCUCUCGUUCCCGACCACCCAUGGGCGGAAUGUCCGAUCUUCAGAACCAGUUCAAGUUCCCUUCCUCGACGCCACCCAAGCGCGAAGUGACGUCGCCCAGCAUCCCCAUUCCUAGCUCCGCGGGCCGCCGCAGCCCACAUUCCUCCCUCCCGUCCCAGCUCAUGCUGCCCGCCGUCUACGAGUCCGCCGGCGAGCAUCGCGGCCACUAUCCUAACUUUGACUCGUCGUCUCUGUUUCACAGUCCCCUUGCGCACCCAUCCUCGCUUCCGUCAACCGGGAUCCUCGCCCGCGCGUCCGCAUCGACGCAGCCAUCUCCGGAGCUCAAGACGUUCCCGAAGCACGUCAGGAAGACGAGUUUUGACCACACCGUUGCCAAAGAGGGCAUAUUCACAGGCGUGAGUGGCCGUCAUCAGGUCAAUGGCAAGCCUAGGUCACCUGAAGGUCUUCUUGGCACCAAGCGGCGCGCCGACGCCCCCCACGCAGAGAGCAUGUUGCGCGCCGACCCUCCCGCCGGCUUUGACUUACCUCCUCCCAUCGACACCAAGGAUUUGGAUCACCACUAUAGGCGGGAGAGUCCCUUCCCUUCUUCGUCGUUUAACUUCAGCGUCCCACCCUCAUACGAUUCCUUCUUCGACCUCUCCGGCGCCGCGAACAACGGCAUGGGAGGGACUAACAUGUCUGCCUCUCUUUCGACCCCCAAGGACCACUCGGCUUCUGAACACCAAUUUGCAGAUUCAAUACGCGCCUCGAUGAACGGGACAUACUCUCCGGCUAUGAGCGUCGGCGGCAGUGAGAGUCUUUCUGCCGCAGCAGUCGCCGCCUCGGCCGCUAUCACGGAGACAUACGCCCAGUUCAACAUGACGAACCUGGGCAUAGAGGACUAUCAGCUCAUGAACAUGAUGUACAGCCCCGUGACGUCCCACGACCUCAACUCGACGUUAGGCUCGAACUCGAACUCGUUUACAGUCGACCCUAAUCAGAUCCUUCCUCUCGAGCAUACUGAGGGUAUGUUCCACCGCAGUCCAUCGAGCGAUGGCUGGGGCAACGGCGUCGGCUCCAGUUCUGGUGCGUCCCCAGAGCCAUAUAACGUCUCGAACGCGUCGACGCCCCCGUCCCUGGACGGUGCUGCGGGGACGUCUCGCAGCGCGCAACCGCCUCGCAAGAUAGCAUCAAGCAAGCGCGUAGACAACGCCACACGCGCUGCCGCGAGUGGCGCACAGCGCAAAGGGAGCACGCCUGAGACGGCGAACGGUGCUGGCGGCCAGGGCCGGGUCGGAGGUGAGGAUGGAGAGAGCACGCCGACGGUUUGCACGAACUGCCAGACGACGAUCACGCCUUUGUGGCGGCGGGACCCCGAGGGCCAACCCCUUUGCAAUGCGUGCGGUCUGUUCUACAAACUGCACGGCGUCGUGCGCCCGCUAUCCCUGAAGACGGACGUGAUUAAGAAGAGGAAUCGCGCGUCGGGCACGCCGCACGGGUCGUCGCGGAAGAACAACGCGAACCUGCCGAAGAUCGCGGCGCAGAAUCGGCCGCGGGCGUCGACGACGAGCUCGAUGCCGUCGAAUACGCGGCUGUCGCCCGCGAGUCGGGUGGGAGCCGCGGGGGCGUCGGCCUCGCUGAAGCGACAACGACGGACUUCCACGAGUGCUCAGAUACAGUCGUCUUCGUCGAAAGACGGCGGUGGGGAGGCUUGAGACGUGUCGUGAUGUGAUGCUGCUGCCGAUGUUGCGGGUUCUGGCGUAUUAUCCUGCUCUGCUUCUCCUCCAUGUGCUCUAUCAUCUAUGCUUGUAAUGUGUCUAGAAUACUGUGUACUGCUGUGCCCCGGUACGUCUCUCGCGCGACCCCCCACACAUGUGUUCCUUUUGCGGCUCAGGAGGGCUACUACGAGUUGUACGAUGUGGCUG